Molecule: messenger RNA, 9698 nt
Organism: Bicyclus anynana (squinting bush brown)
Lineage: Eukaryota; Metazoa; Arthropoda; Insecta; Lepidoptera; Nymphalidae
Gene: SK
Product: small conductance calcium-activated potassium channel protein
Exons: 18
Coding region: 617-3217 (866 amino acids)
Biological process (GO): potassium ion transmembrane transport
Cellular component (GO): plasma membrane; neuronal cell body; neuron projection
Molecular function (GO): calmodulin binding; small conductance calcium-activated potassium channel activity
Source: RefSeq, a predicted model, not a curated record
CUUUCAGUUCAGUCCGCGUUCGGGCGGCACGGCGGGCGGAUGUGUAUUUUCGAUCUGUGAGUUUGCGGAAUAUUUAAAAACAUCGUUCGCAUGUUCGUAAAUUUAUUUCUCACGCAAAAAUGGACGCCGAUGCCCCGAGUGUUAUAUUCGAAUGCAAUUAAAAAGUUACCACCGGACCGAAUGAUUUUAUUCAAUUUGCAGCCUAUUUAGAUUCAAUAUGGCUAAGGUGCGAUCGUAAGUGUGUGUAAACUGAUGGACUAAACUUUCGUACUUCAGUUAAUGAGCCCUAAUUGCGUUUUCUAUCUAAAUCUCUUUAUUAAUCUUUUACUUACCUUUUUACAUUAAAUCUAUUGGUCCAAUCAAGUGACUUAUAAAACUGAUAUCAAACAAAAAUUUCAUAUCAUUAUACUUAUCCCUUUAUAUGCUUUAUGUGUAUAUUAAACGUGGUCGGUGUGUGGACCAAGUUUGGAUGAAUUAAUUGUACAUAUUACUAGUUGUUAAAAAGUGUAUCAUAUUUAUAAUAUAAGUGUAUAGUGUAUAUAUCAGACAUAUCCUUGAGACUUGAAAACGACAACGAAUAUUAUUGAUAUCGAUUCGUAAUAUCAGACUGAUAAAAAUGUCCGUGCCAACAACAGACAGCACCGAAGCAAUCACUAACUCCGGCUAUGGAAGCAGCGACGAAACAGCCAGUCUUUUAGUGUCCGGCCCAUCGGUUACCGUCAUAGUACCCACAGAGAAUAGGACCGUCAAACCGGUCCUUCAAAGACAGGAUUGCACUACGCACUUGAGACCGCAGUUAUCCGGUCCGGGUAGCGAAGAAAGUGCAGCGUCCAUCAGAGUAGAGGACGGUACGACGAGGAGCGUACCAGAUAUAGAACUCCAAUGCCGGGAGCCCGCAGACCGACCUCAGACACUGGUAUCACCUAUUGCAACAUGUUCUCACAGAGGUUCCAUGACCGCUUGCACGCUAGUACCGCACGCGUACGCGAGAUGUCGCGUUUGUGAGAGGAGGCAGUCCACGGCGCCGAUGUCGGCGAUGCAUCUAGCGCGAUCUGUGUCACGUGAAAGCGUUCGCUCCGCGGUUCACUACCCUUGUGGUUGUAGCUCGCUACACGCUGUCAGCACCUGUCCCGUCAUACAACCACCGGCGUUACUGUUGCCAGCGACGAGUACCAGAAUCAUCCGCCAGAGUUCGCAGCCGGAGUCGAGCGCAUGCGCGGCACACUGUGUUCAUUCCCACCACCCUAGCGCCUCACUGCGGCAGCUGAGGGAACCCGGGGACGGCAUUGCUGGAAUAGCUGCGGAUUCUUUACGAAUCAACGGUGGAAUGCGUCCCUUCAAACAAGGCCUGCUCCUGUGCCCACAAACCCUGUCGCAGACUCGCCGGGCGCGGCUCAGGCGCGCAUUCACUGAAGCCACUGGUGACACUGUCAACUACGUUCGAACGGCCUGUACGGGACCACGGAACCAGAUGCCGCAGCUGCGGAAGCCGGUGUCGACGCUUUCGAUCCCCGGCGCUAUGAAGGCGUACUCCGGCGGGAGGGACGCGGCCGGCGAGGAGGCGGGCGUCGCGCUCGUCGGAGUGCACAGCGAGUACCCGCGCUACGGCGAGGAGCGCGCGCUCGGCGGCGGCACGUACAAAGGCGGGGGGGCGGCGAAACACAAACCCAAUAUAGGAUAUAGGUUAGGUAGAAGAAAGGCGCUAUUUGAAAAAAGAAAACGAAUAAGUGACUACGCAUUAGUAAUGGGAAUGUUUGGUAUUAUAAUCAUGGUUAUAGAAAAUGAACUUUCUAGUGCAGGUGUAUAUACAAAGGCGUCAAUAUAUUCACAAGCGUUUAAGACGCUUAUAUCAAUGUCAACUGUGAUUUUACUCGGCCUAAUCGUGGCUUAUCACGCUUUAGAAGUACAGUUAUUUAUGAUAGACAACUGCGCCGAUGACUGGCGGAUAGCAAUGACGUGGCAGAGGAUAGCCCAGAUAGCCCUGGAGCUCGCCAUUUGCGCCGUCCACCCCAUCCCUGGAGAGUACACCUUCACCUGGACCACCAAACUAGCCAAUAAGGGUGGAGUCAUAGGAGUUGAAGUUGGCACAGUGUAUAAACAAAUACAGGUGCCAUAUGACGUCACGUUGUCUCUUCCGAUGUUCUUUCGACUAUAUCUAAUAUGCAGGGUCAUGCUACUCCACAGCAAAUUAUUUACAGAUGCUUCUUCAAGAAGUAUAGGAGCUUUGAACAGAAUUAAUUUUAAUACUAGAUUUGUAUUAAAAACUCUUAUGACUAUUUGUCCUGGGACCGUCUUACUUGUAUUUAUGGUAUCAUUAUGGAUAAUCGCAAGCUGGACACUUAGACAAUGUGAAAGGUUUCACGAUGAAGAACAUGCUAACCUACUCAAUGCGAUGUGGCUUAUCGCGAUAACAUUUCUGUCCGUCGGUUUUGGUGACAUUGUACCAAACACAUAUUGUGGCAGAGGUAUCGCCGUUAGCACCGGCAUUAUGGGGGCGGGAUGUACAGCAUUAUUAGUGACAGUUGCGUCGAGAAAGUUAGAAUUAACUAGAGCGGAGAAGCACGUACAUAACUUCAUGAUGGAAACUCAGCUCACGAAAAAGCUAAAAAACGCAGCAGCCAAUGUGUUGCGGGAAACUUGGUUAAUAUACAAACAUACAAGACUUGUUAAGAGAGUCCAUCCGGGCCGAGUUAGAACACACCAAAGAAAGUUCUUAUUAGCAAUAUAUGCAUUACGGAAAGUUAAAAUGGAUCAAAGGAAACUUAUGGACAACGCCAACACUAUAACAGAUAUGGCAAAGGACCCCUUUCUAUUGCAGACACAAAACACGGUGUACGAGAUUGUGUCGGACAUGAGCACGAGGCAGGACACCAUAGAAGAAAGACUUACUAGUUUAGAAGAAAAAUUAACUUCCUUACAGGAACAAGUGAACAAUCUGCCUGAUGUGAUGGCGAGGUGUUUACAACAGUGCUGGGAGCGGGCCGAGCAGAAACGGAACUUCCUCCAUCCGGACACUGCGGCUGCGCCCACGCCGCCUGCAUCUACUAUAUCUUCAUAUUCUAGAACAUUAGCAACAACAACGCAUCCAUGGCCGGCGAGCCCGGUGCUGCAGUCGGCGGCGAGGACUCACUCAGCCCCCGAGAGUACGAGCGCGCCUCCCGCGGCGCAGGCCUCGAGCCCCGCGCCUCACUCCUCACGGCCUCCCCUACCCAGCUGAGUACCGCCUUCGAACUCCGAACUCCUGUGCUGAACUCGACGAAACUCGGCGCCCGUCCUCUGAUCCCCUCAACACAAUUACGCCCCAAUGAGGCCAUCGGGGAAAUUGUUUCACGAACUUUGACUUUUACACGAUCUCGUUGCACCUAAUACUUUGAAGUUAAAUAAUUUUUUAAACACGGAUUUAGUUUCACUCUUCCCCCAAUUCCGAUGGUGGUGUUCAAGUAUCAAGUUAUGUAACAAGGGAACGAUGUGUCAGUGAAAUAAUUAUCCCGGUAGUCGACGGACCAUGCCGCGGUGCGAGACAAGGUCAGCCGUAGUUUUCUUCGCUGUUCCCCAAAAGUUUCGGAUGUGUCAGACUGUUUUUUAGUGAUAUUGUUUAGGUAGUGAAUGAAAUUAGGCGGAAGGGACGAUAGCGCUGUUGUGAUUAUACAAAAUGCUUUAUUGAUAGACGCUUUAGCCAAUACGUUAGACGAUAUUUUGAAUACAUUAUCAGCGUUUGAAUUAUUAUUAAUCAAUUAGAACGACAUCACCUAAGUAAACCUCUGUUCAAGAUUUGUCUAACAGUUGGAGCGAGAAAACAAUGUUUUUAUCAGCAAAUGUUUUUACUAACAUUUUAUUGUAAAUAGCAUCAUCAAAAUACUUAAUAUUAUAUGAAUACAAUGAAGAAUUUUUAAAACUAAAUUUAAUGUUUUGUAAAUUCUUUGAUGUAACAAAUGAUAACUUUAUAAAUAAAAAAGGUUAACUCCUCAUAAAGUAAAUCAACAGAAUAGAAGAUACGAACAAAAUACUUGCGCAUAAUCUAUAAUCUACACCUAGAUUUAACAAUACUUAGCAGACAAUAUGUAAACUUACCACCUAAAGAAACUAUAUCAUAUAAAAGUAUCUGCAUUACUAAUACCUCCGUUUCAAGUCCUAAAUCUUGGGGCUUGGACUUAGAUAGAGGUCACAUGUUCUAUGGUAUUGUAUACACACCUUUUAGAUAAUAGAUAAAUUGAAUUGUUACUACCUGCCUAUUGACAUGUAGAUUGUAAAACUUUUUUAUAACAUUAGGUAGGUCUUAAUUGGUCAUACAGUGAAAGAUGUCGCGAUGGUCUGCAAAUGUGAACAUCUUGAUUUUGAAGACUUCAAAAAUUUACUUGUGUGAGACGAUCAUGAUGGUUGUGGUAGACCCAGUGACGGUUACUUCAAUCUAUUAAAUAAAUUUUGUAAGACACAAACGUUUUUAAUACGAAGGAUUAACUUAGAAAGCAUUCGCAUUUCUUACCAACCAUCAUGAACUAAUGCGGAAAGGCCUAUUUUCAUAUCACCUCUCAGGUACUAUCAAAUGAGAUAAGUAAUACAAAAUCACUCUUUGGUAAAUUAUGUAGUAAUUUCUGAAUCUACAGAACCGAUUUUGAAAAUUCUCUUACCAAUUGUAAGCCACAUUAUUUGAGUACCAUAGGCUAUAUUUUAUUCCUCGGAAUUACGUGGGAGAAACCGCGGGACUUUUAUAAUACUAGUAUGAUAAUCACACUACACUUAGCUCACUUUAAAAGACCUGUUCGUACUCACUACGGUGCUGUGUUACAUUUGUGGACGCAUCGCGACAUUAUUCCGUACUUUAUGACGAUAUGUAAUUUCCACAUUAUCCGAUAUCGGUAUAAUACAGUGCGUGAGUUUCAUGCAACCAAAAUUAAUAAAAGAAAAGAUUUAUUUAUCAUUCCAUGGAUUCACCGUUCUACCUUGUUGAGGUCAAUUAAGGAGUUAUCGACAGUUAAUUCUAGGGAAUAUAUUACCCUUUGACAAUCUUUCUACCAAGAGAUUCAAAAGCUAUAGCUUCAGUAAUUAUUUGUAUACUUUGGUCACUUAUAGAGAGUUUUAAAUGUUCAGAAAACAUAUCGUUUAUAAGAUUGAGGAACCGUAGAAAUUCAAACUGCGGUCACUAAGAUUUUAUCAAGCGUAAUUAAAAUCAAAGUCAUUCAGAAGCUUUCGGUUAUUAAAUUAAAAUAGAAAGACGAAUUCACAAUGCAUAUGAUCAAUUUAUAGAUGAUUGAAUCCUAUCGGUAUCACAAUUUUGAAUUUGAACACAAUUUAACGCUACAAAACGUACCUAUCGUAUUUUAAUUUAGAAAUAUUAAAGAAUUUAAACUAUCGUGAGUGUUAUUCAAACUCUUAUUAAUUUAUUAUAAAACACGGCUAAAACUCAUGUGAUACAAUGUCGGAGUAUGCUCGACUAGCUUGCAUCGCGGCCGUCAGAUGAAUUUAGAUCGUGCCGAUAUUCUGUUAAUUCACAAAGGCAACAAACUCUCCUGUUAAUACAUAAACUAUAAUAUAGUUGUCUACCGUACUUAUCUAUAGUAGAAGCAUUGGCUGACAUACUUUCAACUUUUGAAGUAAACCGUUUCGCACGCUAGAGUCGAGGACUAAGUUGGUGAUUGCGUUACAAAAAUUGUGAUCGGGCGAUGCAUGCUGCCAUCUACAAGCAUAGUGAAAUGGUGUUUGUUAUUUUAAAUUAUCAGUAGAUGGCGUUUUUAGAGAACUUUGAAACAAUCCUUUCUUGUACACUCUGUUGCAAUGCAGUUAUGCGUGAGGCUCAUAGAUGGCACUUUGUUACUUUUACUUCAGUCGUAUGGUCUACAGUACACUCUUUAUUUAUCACGAUGGUCUGGCUAUCUCUGGCUCUAGAUCUAUAUUAGCAAUCUCCAAUACCGCUAGUUCUGAUAAUGUGGAAAUGCUGUUAGGGUUUAGAUUAAGUAAAGCUUUUUAAUAAGACAUUAAGAUUGAUGGCUGUCUAAAUAGUGCCUAAAACACUACGAAAAUUUCGAUAAUUCAGUUUUAUCUUAACCACUAUGUAUGUAAAUAGAAUACUAAGAUUUGAUAGCGUAAUUUUAAUACUUAAUAAUUUUGUAGCUUGUAUGUGUACGAGUGAUGGGAUCAAUUUCUUUAUGGAUUUUUCAGUUCUUAAAGGAACCCUUAAAUACUUCACUGGUUUACAAUUAAUUAUUAUAAUUAGUUAUACCUACUUAAUACUUACUUAUAAUAAUUAUAACUAUGAAAAGACCAAUAACAUUUCACACAAAGUAAUUAAAUAAAUGAACACAGUUGUAUAAAAUAGGAAAAAAAGAAUACAACUUGUAUAUAACAUGUUGUAUUAGCUCGUUUAUUACAAUUGUACAUUUAACAUACAAAUAUUACUAAGAGCGAUCACCAUAAAUAAUGCACACAGAGUGAAAUAGAACAUUAUAACUACUAAGACUAGGCAGCGUGUUAUCAACUGAGUCGUGAUUGUGAGGCCAUAAAUGUCAACAGCUAGAUAGACGUAGAUAGAUAAUUAAUGAUUGUUGACAUGACGACUCCGUUGAUUACGCUAAAUAUAAUAUAAAAUUACUGUUUUUGACACUACGUGUAGAAAUAGGGAUGCCGGCAAAUGGGAUGAUGGCUGGUGGAAGGCUUCGGCCGUGACUGGUUAUCACCCUAUCGGCAAAGACGUACCGCCAAGCGAUUUAGCGUUCCGGUACGAUGUCGUGUAGAAACCGAUAGGAGUGUGGAUUGUCUUCCUACUCCUAACAAGUUAGCCCGCUGCAAUCUUAGAAUACAUCAUCACUUACCAUCAGGUGAGAUUGUGGUCAAGGGCUAACUGGUAAAGAAUAAAAAAAAAUUAUAAAAAUGAUGCAUGAGAGGGGGGGGGGUGAGUUGUUUAUUAGAGUGAAAGAACGGUCAAACGCACCCAUUACAGCCAAAGCAAAACCAUUUCAAAAUAGAAUACCUACGUGGUAUAUUACUACAAUUUGCAUGUUCGAAAUACAGAUCGUAAUUUUUUCACUCUGAAAAUGUAAUGCAAAAAAAUGCAAAAAAGUAGUGCCCAUUAACUUUACGUUUAAAAAUUGUUUGGAUGUAACUUAAGACAAAAGUAUGACAGAAAAAAUAUGUUAUAACAAUAAUUAAUAACGUUAAGUGUCAAAAACCAGUAAAUGAGUAAAAAUAUUAUACUUGAGACAUUUAAUUUAAUUUCAUAAUUUAUUUAAUAUUUAUGUGACUCAAUUUUCAAUCGCAGUCAAUAGUGCUCAUGUGUAUAAAACUUAAUUAAAAUUUAUUCUACUAAAUCCCAAAUAUGUCUGCGAUAUAUGCAAAUAGAGCUCGGCCGAGGGAAUUUCAAGAACACCACUAAUAUCUGUAAAAUCAAAAACAAAUUAAUUAUUUUGACUAUGGUACUAAAAUUAAUAAUAAAUAAAAAAAUAUUGCACCAAUAUCUUCAUAUAUUUAUAGUACCAUUCAUUAUGUUUGCUCGUUUUAGUUAAACAUUUUUUAAUUUUUAUUGUCUUUAAUCUAUAGAAUUUUAUCUAAGCUAAAUUAAGUAUACAAUUAUAAAAGAAUUUACACAAAGUUACAUUUUCGUAGAAAAUGCCUGUUUUAUUGAGUAUUUUUUAAUCAUAAAUUAAUAUAAUAAAGAAUUGAAUGCCUAAGUUUGCGCGAAGAACGAGUAAUUUAGCUAUAGAAAAAAUUCCUAUUAGCAGUUCGAUUUGAAACACCAAUUAGAAUAUUUAGGUGUACAAUUUAAUAUCUUUUAGGUGUUACAUGUUUUUAAAAUUUUAUUAUUUUUGAAUUUAUUGUAAUUAUUAUAAUAUAUCCACAUGUUAUUCCCUAAGCCUUGGUGUACCUACUUAGUGUAUUAUUACAACCUUUUAUUGAAAAGGAAAAAUGUUUUACUGUUAUUUUUGCAGUAUUAAUAGAUUAUUUGUUAUUUUUUAUCUAAGUAGCGUCAGGACCGAGUAUACAUCUGUAAAGAUAAAAAUUAAUUUUUGACUUAUUUUAAGGAUUUCAGGCUUCGCGGAUUCACAAUAAAUAUUACAGACAGACAGACGAGACAGAGGUAUUUGUUGUAUAGUAUGUAUGUAAUAAAUACCGGAGAUUUUAUUAUUAUAAAAUGUAUUAUACCACCUGUUAUGAUAAUUUUGUAUUACUAAUGAACAUUUUUUUUAUUAUUUAAUGACAAGUUAGUACUUGACUGCGAUCUUACCUGAUGAUAAGUGAUGUUGCAGUUUAAGUUGGAAACGGGCUUACUUAGAAGAGGCACAAGAUUAUUCAACCCCUACUAACCCGAGCUGUGAUUCGAAGUCAGAACCUCUCUGUUGAGAACCACAGAACGCCUAACUGCGCGGUCGUCAAAAACAUAACUUGCACCGAACUGUCCAUGUAAUUUUGGUAAUAAUAUAUGUAUGUAAUUUUUGUUUACUGUAAUUGAUUGAAACUCUUGUCAUUAUCAUUUGAACCACCAGAAAUAAAGGUAUAAUGACCGCGUUUGAAACCCUCUUAACUUUAAUUUCAUAUUUUUUACUUUACUUUCAAAACAUAACAUGACAUUUUGUGUCAAGUGCUUGUAAAAUAAGCCUACUUUAAAUAGUAGCGGAGCCGAAAAGGAAUUUUUUGCAAUUACUCGAGCGUGGCAGUUGAACAUAAGAGAGCUUGCACGUUGUUGAGUACCUUAAUAUUGGUGGGUACGUUUAGACAACCAAAAAAAUAAAGUGACUUCAAAAAUACUCAUCCAGCACGUCAGAUAAGGAUAAAGUGGAUUAUUUGAUAGCUAAAAGGUGUGAAUUUCGAAAUUGUAACGAUUUUACUGUAACGUAGUGAAAUAGGAGGGUUCAAAAAUUACACGCGGUUAAUUUUUUACUUAUUUUGAAGGAAAUAAUUUUAAAAAUAUUCGCUAAUAUUUUCUAGAAAUUCCAGUAAGUCGAAGUAAUCAAAAUUGUCUUUAUAGUCUGCAGUUUUUUUCCCACCGCUGAAAGCGAAAAAGUACACAUAACCAUUUAUAUUUCCUAUCAUCUAAUCUACCAAAUCUAAUCGGUCCUCAUGACGCUUUCGUAACUACAAAUUUAGCAUCCCGGGCUACUCUACUAAAAUAAAUUAAUUUUGAAUUUGUUUUACGGACGUACACUAUCUUUUGUGAAUCCUCAUUACAUUUUAAUUUUUUUAAUAAAUAUGUCUUGCUAGUCAUUUAUAUUAAUUUAUUUAUAUAUUUAUUAAAAUUGUUAUGUUCAGAGGAAUGAGCAUUUACGAAUUGUUAAAAGCCAAAAAUCUUUAUUUUCAUUUAAUUGUUUUAAACCAUUUGUUUCUUUGUUUACUACCAUUAAAAUAUAAAUUAAUACAUUUAUUUGUAAGAUGAAUUGACCAAAAGUUGUUUAAGAUUGAUUAACAUAGAAUUUGUAACAUAGUAUAUGAUAAGUAAAAUUUAUUAAGGAAAAAUUAUGUAAAAAGAUAACUCUGUAAAAAGUUGUAUUUGCGAAUUUUAAUGUAAAUAAAUAUUAUGGAUGAAAAUAUGUUUCCAUUAAAUUAUUUUUAAAUAAAUACCUAGGUUCAAAUACUAUAAAUUGUUUUUAGUUUUAUGCGAGUGGUGUAAUACCUAUAUGCGGUGCGUAAAUAGAAGAAAUGAAACUUUUGUGAUCAUUGUUAAUGAAAUGAAAGUGUAACUUCGAUUAUAUGAGCUGUAGUAUUUUUUAAAA